Molecule: messenger RNA, 888 nt
Organism: Brassica oleracea var. oleracea
Lineage: Eukaryota; Viridiplantae; Streptophyta; Magnoliopsida; Brassicales; Brassicaceae
Product: NAD(P)H-quinone oxidoreductase subunit U, chloroplastic
Exons: 5
Coding region: 73-726 (217 amino acids)
Cellular component (GO): chloroplast thylakoid membrane; chloroplast; NAD(P)H dehydrogenase complex (plastoquinone)
Source: RefSeq, a predicted model, not a curated record
ACACUUUCGUAUUCCGUUAUCAAGUAAAAUUUGAAGGAUCGAAAUCACUUUCUGAGUGAACAUUUUAGCGCCAUGGCUUCCUUAUCUCCGAUGACUCAACUGUCGUUAGUCCACAUUCCCGGCGAAUCCAUCCCCCACCACGUACCAAGCACGUGCUCUUUCCCGCGGAAGCUAACAAUCACAAAACGGAUUAUCUGUUCGCCGGCGAGGAAUUCCGGUGAGACGUCGACGGAGGGAGAGACCGACGGUGGAUCUAGCACUGCCGUCGAUGAGGCGCCGAAAGAGACGCCAUCUUUGAUCUCUGCUCUCAACGUCGAACGUGCUCUACGUGGCCUUCCCAUUACAGAUGUGGAUCACUACGGUCGGCUUGGACUUCUCAGAAACUGUUCUUAUGAUCAGGUAAAAAUUGGUUACCAAGAUAGAGUUAAGGAGCUAAUGGAACAAGGGUUAGAAGAAGAGCAACUCAAGAACAAGAUGGAGCUUGUCAAAGACUCGUAUACGAUUUUGUCGUCCGUGGAAGAGAGGAGAAUGUAUGAUUGGAGUCUAGCCAGAAGCGAAAAAGCAGAGCGGUACAUUUGGCCGUUCGAGGUUGACAUCAUGGAACCGUCCAGGGAAGAGCCGCCUCCACAGGAACCAGAAGAUGUAGGACCAACGAGGAUUCUUGGAUACUUCAUUGGGGCAUGGCUCGUCCUUGGUGUAGCCCUCUCUGUUGCACUCAAUCGUUAGCCUCUUUUUUCACCAUCUUCUUCCUUGCUUAAAAUUAAAUCAUUUCGAAAAUGUAUAUUAGUAGUCGUUUAUAUACCCAAGUGUAUUAUUAGUUAUCUGAUGAAUGUUAAAGCUACGUAAUUGCAAUAACGUUAUGUGCGUAUUAUUGCGGAUCUUCGAAUA